GAAGAUCUCAAGGCUAUGAAAUACGGCGAACAGCUCGAGCAGGAAUCUGUUCCGCAAUGGAGUCUACAUAACGUCGAUUACAAUUCUCUCAAGCACGAGAUCAAAGUUCACACGAGCCGCGACCAGGCCACCGCAAUCGCCAUCCCCGGUCACCAGGAUGCCGCCCUCAAGCGAUUCGAGGAUAACCUCUACCAUGAACUCUGUCAACAGCACGACCGCGUCGACCUCUUCGUGUCUAGCAAGGCCGACGAGAUCUCGCGCCGGCUCCAAUACGUAUCCGACCAGCUCCAGAAGCUGAUUGUCAAAUGCGCCGAGGAAGGCGACCGAAUCUCGAUCAAGCGGCACCGUCGGUUCGCCAAGUACGAGAGGGAUUUGCUUCGCUGCGGCGAGGAGACUCUUGCCCUUGCCCGCUUCAUCAAUGCCCAAAUCACAGCUUUCCGGAAGAUCACCAAGAAAUACAAGAAAUGGACAGGAUCCCCCACGCUCGGUGCCCGUUUCCGCGAAAAUGUUCUUGCCAAUCCCAAGAGCUUCACCCGACGAGACCUGAACAACCUCCAGACUCGCUACGAGGAGCUACUCAACACUCUACGCAGUUCCACCCCUCAAUUGAGCGAGCCCAGUUCCCCUUCUUCAGAUGAACUGCUGCCCUCCCGCCGAGGCUCUACCGCAGAAGACUUCUUCACGCCGCUGCCCCCCGCCCAGCGGCAGCCUCGCCAGCCCGUUCAGCAACAGCAGCGGCAGCAGCAGCAACACUAUUGGAACGAGUACGACGACGGAAGCGAAGCGGGCGGACAGGAGGACGAGUACGCCAUCUACAUCAAUCCCGACGACGAUAUGAGCUUCCCCGGCCUGGACUCGAUGCGAGCGAUUCUUGCGGCGCCCUUUCGCCACGCCCGGAGGUGGUUUUCGCGGCGGCAAGACCCCGAGGGUCAGCGGUUGUUGGGCAACGCCCCGUUCCUCGAGAGCUACGGCGGUAUCUCGCCUCUCGGGACCGACACUGAUGACGAAUACGCUAGCUCCGAUGGCAUGCCCACGACGGGGUAUGCCACGCACUUCGCCACGCUGCCGAGCCUCAACGAGCAACAGGUAAGGCGGUACCGCGAGCGCGUUCUCUUCUGGGGCACCAUCGGUUGCUUCGGCGUGUCCUUCCUGCUGCUCCUGGUGGCUGGCAUCCUCAUCUCGACGGGUCGCCACAAGCUCCGCGCCGAAGUCGACGCCGGCGUCACGGUCGGCGUCGUCGCCAGCUUGUUUACUGCCUGCCUCGCCCUGGGUAUGUCGCUGUACCGGCGCGACGACCUUGGCACCUGGCAACGCGUGGCUGUGUACAGCAGCUUUUUCGCGGCCUGCGUCCUCAACGGCAUGCUGCUAAUCCUGGUGGUGGGGAAUGCGGCAUAGCGAGCGAGCGGCCCGCGCCCCUGCUUUUUGGGGGUGGUUUUCCCCCCCUCUCCUUUAGCUGGGUCGCAUUCUACCUCCCAUGUCGAAUUUUCCUUUGUCCAUUGAGUUGAGUGCAUCAGCGGCCUGGUGUGUCGAACCCGGUAAGAGUGGGAUGAGAUGGAAUAGCAUGGGGGGGGGGGGGGGUCUUGUCUUGCAUUUUGUGGGACUUUUUGGAGCCAAGUGAGGAAUUUUGACAACCUUUAGGUGAAAAUUCCCAAGGGGGCGGGCGUUUGAUGGUUCUCCUUUUUUUUUUUUUUAAAUCCUUUCCUUUUUGUCUCCCUGUCUCUCUUCACAACUAAACCAGAUACCGACUGCAUCACUGCUUGUCUUUCCAGAUACCACCAACACACACACACACACACACACACCGCUACCCAAACCCGCUGCUAUCUUCUCGGAAGAGAAUCAGGCAGUUCUCUCUACCUAGGUAAUCACCAAGAUUAAAUGAUCUUGGAGUUUAAGAACAUUCAAGAAAUCUCACAAAGACAACCUUGCUCUCCUCUCUUCCCUUCCCCCCCUUGUUUGCUGCUGCUCUGCUCUGCUCGGCUCGGCUCCGCUCUGAUCUCGGCUCGAAAUCUCUUGGCCCCGUUUUCUGAUGUUGCUUAAUCCCAGGAUGGGUUUUCACAUGAUUUUGAAUACAAUUCAAUGAGCUGACCCCCCUACCCCCCUCCCCCUCCCUGCAACACUUCC
Molecule: messenger RNA, 2124 nt
Organism: Colletotrichum destructivum
Lineage: Eukaryota; Fungi; Ascomycota; Sordariomycetes; Glomerellales; Glomerellaceae
Product: Putative SPX domain-containing protein
Exons: 4
Coding region: 16-1395 (459 amino acids)
Biological process (GO): vacuolar transport; microautophagy; vacuole fusion, non-autophagic
Cellular component (GO): fungal-type vacuole membrane; vacuolar transporter chaperone complex
Source: RefSeq, a predicted model, not a curated record